UCAUUCUAAAUUCAUCACCUUUUCCUUUCUUCAAUAAUUCUUCCAUCAUAAUUCCCUCCUUUUCAUGCACUUGCCCUAACCCAAACCCCCUUUAUUCUCUGCCAUUUCAACCUUUCUUUUUCUUUUUCUGUCAAGAAAAUUCCACUUUCCCUCCAAACAAACAGCCCAUAAACAUCAAACAGAACCAACAAGCCAAUCUGUCAUCUCUUUCAUUCUUUGACUACUCCACUCACUUUCUCUCUACCCAAACAACAGCUAGAAAACAACAACAAAAUGGCAGAGUUUGAUUAUCAAGAACUCGUUAAAGCAACUCAGAAUUUCUCUCAUUCAACACUUAUAGGCAAAGGUAGCCAUGGAUCAGUUUAUAAAGCCAUAUUAUUUCAAGAAAACAAGAUUCUUGCAAUCAAGAAAUCAUCCAUUGGCCAUGAUCAUGUCUCCAACGACAACAUCAAGAAACUCGACAACGAAAUCUCCGUAUUAUCGUCACUACCUCCCAAUCCAAACAUAAUCAAAUAUCUCGGUACGAGCAUACAACAAAACUACAAACUCCUCGUGAUCGAAUUCAUGCCGAACGGUUCACUUCAAGAAUUACUGCAUGCCACUAAAAUUCCACCACCUUCGUGGUCUAAACGAAUCGAGAUUGCGUUACAGAUCGCGAAAGCAAUACAUUUUCUCCAUCAAAGCACUCCCACGAUCAUUCAUAGAGAUAUAAAGUCAGCUAAUAUCUUAUUCGAUUCAAAUUGGAACGCAAAGUUGGCAGAUUAUGGACUCGCCGUGUCACGAGUCGACUCAUCCAACUCAUCGAGUUACUACGCGACUCAACCCGCCGGUACGAUAGGGUAUAUGGAUCCAUGCUAUACUAUACCAAGCAAAUUAAGUACUAAAAACGAUGUUUUUAGCUUUGGGGUAGUGUUAUUAGAGAUAAUUAGUAGUAAAAAAGUGAUUGAUGUGAAUAGGGCAACAACUUCAAUAGUAGAAUGGGCAAUGCCACUAAUUAAAAAAGAGAGAUUAAUGGAAAUUUGUGACACAAGAAUUGGACUGCCACCACAGUAUAUUGAGGGCACGAUUAGGUAUUUAUUAUAUGUGGCUGCACGUUGUGUUUCUUGUAAUGAAGAGAAUCGGCCAUCAAUGGGUGAAAUUGUGAUGGGCAUGAGCUUUGGUUUGGUUGAAAGGGUGAGAGUAGAACCACCUAGUACGAGUUGGGUUAGCCUAAUUAGGAGUUUUAUGGCUAUGAGAAGGAAAAAGAAAUUGGCUAAAAAAUGCCAUAGCCAAAAGUUUGAAGAUUAUAGUGAUAUUACUAAAGGGAAGGUUUUGUUGAGAGAGAUUUUGGCUGAUAUUAAGUAGGGAUAAUUACUAUCAUCUCUCCGAGGUUCGGUAAAUAUUAUAUUUUUCUUUCAAUAUUUAGUAAUUUUUUUAUUAUAUUUCAGUGUUAAAUAAUUUAAUGGAAAUUUCAGUAAUUUAAUAUAGAGGUGUGCAAAAUCAAACCAAAAUUUGGUUUUUCUAUUCGGUUUAGUUUGAUUUUAAAAUUAUCACAUUUAAGUUUUAAUACAAUUUGAACUGAAAAAACUAAAAAUGAACCAAGAAAAUCAAUUGGUUCGACUUGAAACGUCUUAUAUAAUUGUAAUUUUAGUUCGAUUCAAUUAUAAAAAAUUUGAUUUGGUUCAAACCAAUUGCACAAAUUCAUUUUUGGAUAUUCAAUAAAAAUAUUUUUUUUUUCAAAAUUUUGGAAGAAAAAUUUGGUAUUAUAUGAGAGAUGGUAGUAAUUAUUCUAAUUACUGAAAAACUUUGGUAAUGACUGAGUCAAUUAAUUAAGUUGGCAGAGUUGAAGAACUGAGUCAAUCAACUCGGCUGGGUCAUAAUUUACAUUUUAAUUUUCUUAGGGAAUUAUAUAGAGUUUCUAAGUACUAUUUAAGUUACAAUUGUGGAGUGCUAUUUUAUUGAAUGUGUUUUUAAAAAGAAUGAACCGCCAAACAGAAGAUUCCCAAAAGUUGGUGGAUGAGGAAUAAAAAGAAAGAUUGGUUUGAUGGAGUGUCUAUUGUGAUGUUUAUUAUACUAUACUAUUUUUCUUUAUGCCUUUUUAUAUAUUGAAUUGUUAUUUUUGUAUAGGAUAUAAUUAAUGGAUUUUUUUAAAUAUUAUUGGAUCAUUUUUCUCUUUA
This is a messenger RNA of Mercurialis annua (annual mercury), 2156 nucleotides long. Its product is annotated as serine/threonine-protein kinase-like protein At5g23170. The record is from RefSeq and is a predicted model, not a curated record. Gene Ontology annotation, molecular function: ATP binding; protein kinase activity. The transcript has a single exon. The coding region runs from base 274 to 1344 and encodes 356 amino acids. Gene Ontology annotation, cellular component: plasma membrane. Gene Ontology annotation, biological process: protein phosphorylation. Lineage: Eukaryota; Viridiplantae; Streptophyta; Magnoliopsida; Malpighiales; Euphorbiaceae.